GGCACGGCGAAAGCUGGAGAAGAAUGUAUCCGUUAUGACAAUGAUUUUCAAAGAGUCAUCGCCGGGUCACAGAACAAGGUGUCAAGAGGAUGACAUCAUUGCAGUCAUGGACAGCAAAACAAACCGUGUGCUGCACUAUCAGAAAGCCCAUAGUCUGAAGAAAUUCCGAUUUCCCAUGCACGUGUUCCACAGCAGCACUGAUGAGAUUGAAAUCCGCCAUGAUCUUCUGGACUGUCACAUAAGCAUCUGUUCACCACAGGUUGCAGAGCUGUUCACUGAUAACUUCGACUACCAAACUAGGGAUGACUUUGUACGUGGGAUUCUUGUUAAUGAAGAGAUUUUAGGUAAUCAGAUUCACAUGCAUGUGACAUCUGACGAAUAUGGAGUGCGGGUCUCCAAUCUGCUCAUGUAUGAGGCUGUGUGUUCAGAUAUUAUCCGUCGCUGGGUCUACCCUUUGACACCGGAGACGAAUUUCCCAGAAGAUGAAAGAGGAUUCAGUGUUCAUCUGCGGCACAAUGUCUAUCGAGGGUCAGAUGUCAGCCUGGGCCAGGGAAGUGUGGUUGAAGAAAAUGUAGUGAUUGGCCGAGGCACCAUAAUUGGGACUAACUGCUUCAUAACCAACAGUGUCAUUGGCUACAACUGUGUUAUAGGAGACAAUGUGAAACUGGACCAGGCCUACAUCUGGAAUAAUGUUCAUAUUGGAGAUGGAGUGGACAUCUACAGAUCAGUUGUGUGCAGUGACGUGGAGGUCAAACCUAAAGUCAGACUAAAUGAGCAUUGUGUUUUGGCAUUUAACGUAGUUGUGGGGCCUGAUCUGACGCUUCCAGAAGGUACUGUGGUCUCAAUGCAUUUACCAGAUCAGGAGGAAGAUGAAGAUGAGUUCAGUGACGAUGGAGGAAUGAAUCACACACCUACAAAAGCAAAGGUGAAAGGCUACAACCAGGCUGAAGUGGGAUCACAGGGUGUGGGAUAUAUCUGGACAACUGCUACAGAGAAUGAUAAUGAAGAUGAUGAGCUGGUGCCGAAUAUAUGGGGUCUCAGGUUAAAUUCUGAAUCUGAGAGUGAGAGUGAAAGUGAGAUGAGCGUUAGCUCACGAGAGGCAGAUAGUAGAAGUAUCUCACCUCAGCUGGAUGAUGCAAAAGUUUUUCAGAAUGAAGUUCUUGGCACACUGCAACGAGGCUUAGAAGAAAAUAUUUCAUGUGACCAUCUUGUACUUGAGAUUAACUCUCUCAAGUAAGUACCUGUUAACCUUUAGGU
Messenger RNA from Rhincodon typus (whale shark), 1257 nucleotides. RefSeq names its product eukaryotic translation initiation factor 2B, subunit 5 epsilon. The transcript has 9 exons. The record is from RefSeq and is a predicted model, not a curated record. The annotation marks the transcript as partial. NCBI's taxonomy places the organism in Eukaryota, Metazoa, Chordata, Chondrichthyes, Orectolobiformes, Rhincodontidae. Gene Ontology annotation, molecular function: translation initiation factor binding; guanyl-nucleotide exchange factor activity; translation initiation factor activity. Gene Ontology annotation, cellular component: eukaryotic translation initiation factor 2B complex.